AUGGUGACAAAGUUUUACCAGCACCUUCUGGCCUUGGUGUUUGCAGUCAAUGAGAUCAAUAAGAAUCCCAAGAUCUUGCCCAACGUCACCCUCGGCUUCCACGUCUAUGACAGCUACAAUAAUGCACGGAUGACCUAUCAUACCAACCUGGGCCUGCUCUUCAAAUCACUUAGAUUUGCUCCAAAUUACAAAUGCGACCCUAAGAAAAAUGUAAUGGCUGUCAUUGGAGGACUUGACUCUGAGGUCUCCUUCCAUGUGGCGAACACCUUAGGUGCCUACAAGAUCCCACAGCUCACAUAUGGCUCGUUUGCCCCUGAGGACUGUGAUACAGGACUUCCCCCUUCCUUUUACCGCUCCGUCCCAAACACAACCCAUCAGCAUCUGGGGAUUAUUGGGUUGCUUCUCCAUUUUGGAUGGACCUGGGUUGGGCUCUUCGCUACAGACAAUGACAGUGGAGAACAUUUUGUGCAGGCCCUGGAGCCGUUGCUUUCCCACAAUGGACUCUGCUUAGACUUCACAGAAAGAAUAUUGACUCGACCCAGUUGGACUAGUCUAGAGAAAGUAAAUUAUUUAAUUGCCAAAAUAUGCCAAUCCUUUACAGGCAGCAAAGCCAGUACUUUUAUCCUGCAUGGAGAAGCUAUGAGCAUUACACUGUUCAUCACUUAUCUGCUUCAUGGAGAUAUUCAGUCUAAUGAAAAUACAUCUUUUGGAAAGGUGUGGAUUCUGACCGCCCAGCUUGAUUUCAUAUUAGCAGGCACUCAAAUGGGAGGGGAUUUCCAAUGGUUCCAAGGUGCCAUUUCUUUCAUGGUUCAUUCAGAUGAGUUACUUGGGUUCCAAAAUUUCCUUCAGACGGUGAAACCUUGCUGGAAACGAGAAGAUGGUUUUAUCACAGAUUUCUGGGAGCAAGCCUUCAACUGUUUUUAUCCAGAUUGCAGCGUGCCCAUAAAAGGUGAUGGAAUCUGUACCGGGGAGGAGAAGUUGGAGAGCCUUCCAAGGACUUUUUUUGAAAUGAACAUGACCGGCCAAAGCUACAGUAUCUAUAAUGCUGUCUAUGCUGUGGUGCAUGCUUUGAAUGCUAUGAUUUCAUCCAGAUUCAACCACGUAGAAAGGCUGAGCAGCAAAAGAACGGAGCUUCAAGAUCUGCAGCCUUGGCAGCUCCACCUAUUUCUUCGAGGCAUUUCUUUUAAUACCUCAGCUGGAAAAACACUGUCCUUUAACAAACGCCGGGAAAUGAGAACUGGGUUUGAUCUAAUGAACAUGGUGACAUUUCCAAACAAGUCCUUCAAUAGGGUAAAAAUUGGAAGUAUGGAUCCCAAUGCGGUUGAUGGGCAAGAAUUCAGCAUUCGUGAGGAUAUGAUUGUAUGGCACAGAGCUUUUCACAAGGUGCCGCCCCUUUCUGUGUGCAAUGACUACUGCCCCCCUGGUUAUCACAAGAAGAAGAAGGAAGGGGAGAAAUUUUGCUGCUAUGAUUGUGCUCCAUGUCCAAAAGGGAAGAUUUCAAACCAGAAGGACAUGGAUGACUGCAUCAUAUGCCCAGAAGAUCAAUAUCCAAGCAAAGACCAAGAUCAGUGUUUUCCCAAGAUGAUAAGUUUUCUGUCUUAUGGAGAACCACUGGGGAUCAGUUUAGCCUCAGUGGCAGUUUCUUUUGCUGGGAUCACAGUUUUGGUUCAGGGAAUUUUCAUUAAGCACAAAGAUACUCCCAUAAUCAAAGCCAACAACCGGGAUAUCACCUACACUCUCCUCAUCUCCCUUCUCUUCUGCUUCCUCUGUUCCUUGCUGUUUAUUGGACCACCUAGAAAAGUGACUUGCUUGUUGCAACAAUCUGCUUUUGGGAUUGUCUUCUCAAUGGCUGUUUCUUGUGUCUUGGCCAAAACCAUCACUGUGGUUGUAGCUUUCAUGGCCACCAAACCAGGGUCCAGGAUGAGGAAGUGGAUAGGAAAACGAGUUGCCAACUGCAUCAUUCUUUCCUGUUCUCUUAUUCAGGCAAGCAUUUGUACUGCAUGGUUAGGAACCUCUCCUCCAUUUCCAGAUUUGGAUACACAGUCGUUUACUGAAGAGACUAUAGCAGGAUGCAACAUAGGCUCUGCUCUCAUGUUUUACAUUGUCCUGGGCUACAUGGGACUUCUCUCCCUCAUCAGCUUGAUCAUGGCCUUCCUAGCCAGGAAGUUGCCAGAUACUUUCAAUGAAGCCAAGUUCAUUACCUUCAGCAUGCUGAUCUUCUGUAGCGUUUGGGUGUCAUUUAUUCCAACCUAUCUGAGCACCAAAGGGAAACACAUGGUGGCUGUGGAGAUCUUUUCUAUCUUGGCCUCCAGUGUUGGGUUACUGGCUUGUAUCUUUUCACCGAAAUGCUAUAUUAUUGUCCUAAGGCCUGAACUGAACAAUAAGGAGCUGCUCACAAAAAGAAGGAACUAA
Euleptes europaea (tarantolino) is the source of this 2412-nucleotide messenger RNA. RefSeq names its product vomeronasal type-2 receptor 26-like. Gene Ontology annotation, cellular component: membrane. Lineage: Eukaryota; Metazoa; Chordata; Lepidosauria; Squamata; Sphaerodactylidae. The record is from RefSeq and is a predicted model, not a curated record. The transcript has 5 exons. Gene Ontology annotation, biological process: G protein-coupled receptor signaling pathway. Gene Ontology annotation, molecular function: G protein-coupled receptor activity. Bases 1 to 2412 code for a protein of 803 amino acids.